UGACAGUUUCCUCUGGCCGCGGGCGCCUGCGCUCCCGUCUCCCUUCCCUGAUCAGGAGCCCGCAUUCUCGCCGCUGCCGUUUUGACUCGCGAUUCCCUGCAGCGGACGGACAUGGCGGCGCCCUGCGAAGAGCGAGCAGCUUCCGGCUCUGUGCAGACGCCGGGGUGACCGUGAGGAGGACUGCGUGAAGGCUCCCUUACUCGACGUUACCGUCGUUUUUAUUGGUGCCGCCGCGCCCUCUCUUGCCCGCACAGCCGGGCCGGGGCGGAGGCUGAUCUUCGUACACAAAGUUGUCCCGGGCAUCCUGCUCCUGUCUGGAUUUCCUGGCCUUGAACUUGUAGUCUCAAGGCAGUUUUACUGGCAUUGGAUAUCCUUUCUAUAUUUUGAAUGCUUGGUCUAAGGACAUAAAGGGAAAAGCUGAGGAUGUCCCAGUCCCAGGACAAGCCAGGAACAAGUGAAAGAAACUCAGGUGAGUCUGAAGAUGACCAGCAGGACAACUUAGACAAUCCAGAACAGUCUGUCAGAAAGAAGAUUCAAUCAAAUACCCCAAGUCUGAGCAGAGGUAACAUGUCUCAAGCUAGCCCCCCUCAGUUUGUAUCGGUGGAGAAACUGAUGGAAACAGCAAAAGGUGUAACUAACAUGGUAUUAGCCCAUGAGAUAGUUGUCAAUGGAGGCUUCCAGAUUAAGCCAGCAGAGUUACCAGAAAACAGCCUGGAAAAAAAAGUAAGAGAUAUUGUCCACAAAGCUUUUUGGGAUUGUCUGGAAGCCCAGUUAAAAGAAGACCCACCAUCGUAUGAUCAUGCAAUUAAACUUGUGGGAGAGAUCAAAGAGGCUCUUUUAUCUUUCUUGCUGCCUGGUCACACUAGAUUAAGAAAUCAGAUUACUGAAGCUCUAGAUCUGGAGCUGAUAAAACAGGAGGCGGAAAAUGGUGCCCUUGACAUUUCUAAGCUGGCAGAAUUCAUCAUUGGAAUGAUGGGAACUCUCUGUGCUCCAGCUAGAGAUGAAGAAAUUAAAAAGCUGAAAGAGAUUCGUGAAAUAGUUCCCUUGUUCAGAGCAAUUUUCUCUGUGUUGGACUUGAUGAAAAUGGAUAUGGCUAACUUUGCUGUUAGCAGCAUUAGACCACAUUUAAUGCAGCAAUCAGUUGAAUAUGAAAGGAAGAAGUUUCAGGAACUGUAUGAAAAACAGCCAAAUUCCCUGGAUUUUGUCACUGAAUGGUUGCAAGAAGCUGCUGAUGACCUGAGGUCCAAAAUACUGCCUGCUAUUGGUGACAGCUCUGAAUCUACCAGUAUAAAAUCUAUGUUGAGUUCUGUUGCUAUACAGAAUCAUGCAUACUUUAAGCUGCUCAAGUGGGAUCAUCUGCAAAAACCAUUCCCAGAGACUGUGCUAAUGGACCAAACGCGCUUUCAGGAAAUGCAACUGGAACUGGACCAGCUGAUCUUAACUGGUGCUGUUCUUCUGGUAACAUUCAGUGCAGCAGGCCCAGCCGUGCCAAGCUUGCCAGGCUUUACCAACAAGCUCAAAACCGCUAUCCGUGUGCUGCUCACUGGGUUACACUUACCUUCUUUUAACUUGACUGAAGCAUUGGCUACCAUCAGCGAAAAGGUCUGUGCUGAAGUUAAUGGUUGUCUUUCUGAACAUGCAUUCACGCCAUUCACACCUGAGAAAGAGACUGUGGUUAAAGGACAGAUCCAGGCUGUGGCCAAUCCCGACAAUUCCCUAUGCAAACUAAUAGAUUCUAGAAUACAGGUAUUUUUAGAGAACUACCUUGCUUGUGGUCAUCAGAAGUCUGUUCCUGAUAUUCCUGGUGGAUUAGGCCCUAUUCAGCGAGAGCUGGAGGAAAUUGCUGUCAAGUAUGUUCGCCUUGUUAACUACAACAAGAUGGUCUUUAGUCCUUACUAUGAUGCAGUUCUCAGCAAAAUACUGAAUGAAGAAGAAACAGCACACUUACAAGGAAAACUAGAAGAUGAUUAAUUCCAGGUUUUUGUUUUUUUUAAAAUUUUUGCCAGUAAGGCUUUAAUCCAGUGUAGUGCAAUAAAAGGUUGCAUACUCGUUCUGUUACAGUGAUAUUUCUCCCAGAAUUAUCAGGGUUGGAAACAGAUUUGGGGACGCUUAAGAUCAGUCUUGGCAUCCCCUCCUCUCCUCCUUCCAUCACAGACUGGUGUUAUUGAGGUGCCUGAGGGAAAUCUGACAUAGCAUCAAUGAAGUGGUAUGCAGACUGGGAGUAGGAAAUGCCGAGAUUACAUGUUCAGUUCUUCCUGCUCCUACCCCAUUGAUUGGUACUGCGACAAGGAGCUUUGUUCAGAAAUUCCAGCAGAGUCAUUCUACUAUUGGGACUUGGGAGUAUGCAAAAUUGUACCCCCCAUCUACACUCGCUGGUUGUUCAGGAUCCACAGGCAAGAUGUGAAAUGAGUUCCUCACUCUUGCACAAUCAUCUUUUCUGCUACAUCGGAUGCAUACAUGGAAGCCCAUUUCUGUGCAUUGAAUUGGGUUAAUUAAUCUUAUCAAUUGUUGACACCUUGCAACCUUUGGAAAAUGGCUUGUCUGCAAAUCAUUUCAGUAAUUCAGUAGCAGUGAUUGAGUUCAAAGCUGAUACAUCAGAGAAGGAUAAAGGUAAAUACACAAGCUUGAUUUUUAUUUCAAAGCAAACAGAAGAGCUGGAAGUCUUUUUAAUUUUAUUUUUAUAAUAUGAAGACAGACUGAAAUAAUACCUGGGUGUUUUAUGUUUACUAUUAAGCUAAGCAUGAACACUGGUGCAAAAGAGAUGACAACUUUUUACACUAUGGUUCUUAAAGCUUGUCUUAACAGUAACUUAAAUGUCUACAUAUUUGAAACUCGGAUCCUGGUAGUUAAAGCACUUUAGAUAUUCUGUAAGGCCAUUAUUCUUUCUGCCAGCCACACUUUUCUAUAGAUUUCUUUCUUGACUUGCAGGUAUUCUACCAAAACAUAUAUAUACAGGUAUAUUUUUGUAUUUUUUGGAUGUUUACUACAGUGUUCACAACAGUGACAAACUGUAGACUCAUGACAUUGCUUUUCUCUCUUAAGGUAUGUGGAAACGAAAACUUUUUUUUUUAUAAGGAUGGUGUUUCUUGGUUUAUUGUGGCUGGUAACAUGAAAUACUAAAUGUAGACAUGCGAACUUUACACCUAUAGAAGUUGUAUAAAUAUUUCUCCACUGAAUUUCAUUCAUUUAUGUUUUGUCAUUGAGAAGAUGGACUAAGUUUCUAGCUUGAGAAAUCCUGUUAAAUAACACAACUUCAGUCCAGGUGUUUUGUGCACAGCUGCACAUCACUAUCAGGCUGCUGUUAAUUCAGCCCCUUCACUUGUACCCCACAUAGCCACUACAAGCAGGCUUUUGGGUCUGACCCAGGCAGAAAGACCGUUUUCAAGCUUGUGUUACUCUUGUUGGAUUGGAAUGCAAGACUUUAUUUGUAUAUUAGAUACAAUAGUUUUAAAUUUAUAGGAGAAAUGAGCUAUAUUUUGAACUUUUCAUGGCGAAGAUAUCACUGGGUUUUUAAAAACGUUUCAGUUCAUGAACAUCUGUAGUAAAUUUGAAUACUGGAAAAAAAUUAACUGUUUCUUAAGUAGGCAUCCUAUAAAAUUAUUUUCAAUAUCAGAGGCCUGACUAUUAUAUAUGUUCAAAAACAUGGAAAACAAGAUCACAUGUUCAGGAAAUUGUUUUUGCUUGAAAAACAAAAACAUGAGUAGUGACUAGUUUGUCAGGGAAUAAAAUGCAAGCCUAAAAAGCAUUACCACUUUAGUCCCAUUAACCAGUACUCUAGAAUAACUAUUUUAAUUAGCUUUGACCCUGCAGAUAAGUGAACUUGACUGCAUCAACCAGGAAAAUACACUUACUGUGAUCCAGCACUUAGUUUUCAGGUGUAUGUAGCAGAUUCUCCUUGCUGUGUCUGUUUCUCCCAGAUCAUGGGAUUAGACUAGCUACCUUUACAUGGAAGUACUCUCUUUUUUGGCACUUCACCUUCAAAAUGUGAUGCCCAUGGGAUUUGAAUUUAUGGGAAAUGUCAGGCAGGUUUUUAUUUUUGAAAAAGUUCAGUAAACAUCUUUGGCAUAUCAGAAAUAUGAAACUGGUGUUUUUAACAUAGAAAACAAGCUACAAUCCAUUAAAAGCUAUCUAUAUGAAAAUACCACUGAUUCAAAUGAUGCUUAACUUUGGCUUGAUUGGUCUAGAGUUUCCAAAACAAAAUUAGUUUUCAGGUUACUGUUGCCUAAAUUAGUUUUGCUUUACAAUUAAGAUCCCACAUAUUUAAUUAAUGCAGCAACUACAAAGUAGAAAACAGGGAAAAUAAAUUCAGUGUUCUAUCAAUGUAUUAUGUGUUAUAUAUUUCCUUAAAGGCUCUUUAAGAAUGUGAAUUUGUUGCUGCUGUUUAAAUAUGUUGCUGUUGUCUAUGCUUUCCCUCCGUGUGAGAUUGUAACUCAGUUUAUCUGUAAUAAAUACCUUUUAUGUGAUCA
This is a messenger RNA of Eublepharis macularius, 4466 nucleotides long. RefSeq names its product t-complex 11 like 1 (gene TCP11L1). The transcript has 11 exons. Bases 424 to 1971 code for a protein of 515 amino acids. NCBI's taxonomy places the organism in Eukaryota, Metazoa, Chordata, Lepidosauria, Squamata, Eublepharidae. The record is from RefSeq and is a predicted model, not a curated record. Gene Ontology annotation, biological process: signal transduction.